AUCAAUCUGAAGCUGACAUGACAGAUCAACAUCAAUAAUUGACACGCAAUUGAUUCUCUGCAUCUUGAUAUUCAAUCAUUAAGUCACUCUUUUCUACCUUUUUACGCGAAAAUGCCGUCUCCGAUCGUUGCCGCUACACUCCAGGCUGCGGGCCUGUCGACCAUCUCUAAUAUCCUUGCCCAAUUCAUUGAGGCUCGUCAACAGAGUCGUCCGGUCUCCCUAGACAUCGCCCAGCUUCUGCGCUUUGUCUCCCUCACAUUAAUGACCGCUCCCCCAAACUAUCACUGGCAAGGGUAUCUGGAGCGAACAUUUCCCGCCUAUCCUGCUGCUAGAGGGCCACAGCUUGGGCGUCUGAAUGAUCUUGAGAUGCAGCCUACUGAAGAUGCACCCGAGCUCAAGGAAGGCUACGAGGAGCGCAUGGCGCAGAUCAACAAGGACAGAGAGCCUCAGUUUAGCAUGCGCAACACUAUAACCAAGUGGUUCGUUGAUUGUAUCACUGCCGGAGCUAUAAUGAACACGAUUGCGUUUUUGAUCAUCAUGGGUCUGAUGAAGGGUCAAGGCGGUUCUCAAAUCUGGAGCAACAUCAAGACGGAAACCAUUCCCAUCAUUGUGGCUGGCUACAAGAUUUGGCCUGUUGCAUCCAUCAUCAGCUUCACUUUCAUCCCUGUCCACCGACGAAUUGUGUUUUUGAGCUUCAUCGGUCUUCUGUGGGGAAUUUACAUGAGUCUGGUGGCUUCACGGGUAUAGAUCGUUUAGUGUUUCAUUCACUUUCGUUAUCUCGUGUUAAGCGAAGGCCGAGUUUGGCAGGCUUUGUAUUUUUCAUGUAUGCGCCACGAGGGGAAAACCUCUAUUAGCUGGAUUGUUUGGUAAAGAUCGCCUAGUUUACAGUCUGUUAUACUGUUGUAGCGUUGAAUCGAAACAAAUCUUACUACACGGAAAAUAAGAGGAGUAUGUUAAGCUGGCCUCUAGGGAGGACGAUUGAUUCAACAGUGUCCAUGGGGAUUCGACAUCUGCCCGCGGUAUUAGAUUCGUUUGAUUUUGCGUUCGGAAAGGGUUAAAACUGCAGCUUCAGCAG
Molecule: messenger RNA, 1075 nt
Organism: Fusarium verticillioides 7600
Lineage: Eukaryota; Fungi; Ascomycota; Sordariomycetes; Hypocreales; Nectriaceae
Exons: 3
Coding region: 112-747 (211 amino acids)
Cellular component (GO): membrane; cytoplasm
Source: RefSeq, a predicted model, not a curated record